AUGGCUGAGCCAUACACGGCCACUAUCACCCCGUCCAAGACGAGGACCAGUAUCGAUACAUUAAUGGAUCGGCUGGGUGUGCUUGAUAUAAACGAUGACCCAGUCUCCCAGAAACCGAAACCUCAGAGGCGACGGACAAAUCAAAGCAGACCUAGUGAAAAGCCUCGACCGAAGAAAACUACGUUCUGCUGCUUCCAGAUCGUAGAGGACAGUGGCGAGGAUGACAGGCCGGUGCAAGUUCACCGACCGAAACCCUCCCGUCCAACAAACGGCGUCUCUUCUGCUCCAAAUCUACCCCAGAAGAUCCAAGUGCCUGCUUCGGCCGGAAGACCACAACAUGGGCGAAUGUCAUCCGUUCCUCAAACACAUCGGCCCCCCUUGCCAGACACAGGGAAGACUGACUCGCAAACGAAGACGCUACUCUCAUGGAUCCCAUCUGUGCUUCCACCACAAACAACCUCAAUUCUUCUAACAGAGCUAGCCAAACCAAUCUCCGACGCUGACGACGAAGGCUAUAUCUAUAUGUUCUGGGUGACGCCCCCAACUACCACCGCACAACGCAGCGUUGACUCCACAGCACCGAGAGACAUAGCUUCUUCUCUGCUACCCGAGGCUCCACACAGCAAUCAUCUCCGUCCAUCGACCCAGCCACGGAGCGUCAAUGAGGCAAUCCGUGCAGCACAGGAUAUCAACGCCCUCACCUUCAACCCAACGUCAAGCGCUCCUGGCACGCUGAGAUUGAAAAUCGGACGUACAAGUAAUGUGCACCGUCGACUCGCUGAAUGGACUCGACAGUGCUCCUAUGAUCUCACUUUGAUCCGGUACUACCCUUAUACGCCUUCUUCUUCCUCAUCUUCCCCUGCUAGAGUGCCCCCGUCUCAGGGUCCAAAUCAAGCCCCGUCCGCCUCGUUAGUCGCGGGACGAAAAGUCCCGCAUGUGCAUCGCGUGGAGCGCCUGAUUCACCUUGAACUAGCGAGUCUGCGGGUGCGAGAUCUGGGACAGUGUCCGGAAUGCGGGAAGGAGCAUCGGGAGUGGUUCGAGGUCGAGGCAGAAAAGGAGUCUCUCCGUCGGGUGGAUGAAUGUAUUCGACGAUGGGUCACCUGGGCGGAGUCGGUGGCUUGA
Penicillium paradoxum is the source of this 1122-nucleotide messenger RNA. RefSeq names its product GIY-YIG nuclease family protein. The record is from RefSeq and is a predicted model, not a curated record. The transcript has a single exon. NCBI's taxonomy places the organism in Eukaryota, Fungi, Ascomycota, Eurotiomycetes, Eurotiales, Aspergillaceae. Bases 1 to 1122 code for a protein of 373 amino acids.